Molecule: messenger RNA, 2720 nt
Organism: Pogoniulus pusillus (Red-fronted tinkerbird)
Lineage: Eukaryota; Metazoa; Chordata; Aves; Piciformes; Lybiidae
Product: metalloprotease TIKI1-like
Exons: 8
Coding region: 81-1604 (507 amino acids)
Biological process (GO): negative regulation of Wnt signaling pathway
Cellular component (GO): membrane
Molecular function (GO): metalloendopeptidase activity
Source: RefSeq, a predicted model, not a curated record
AAGAAGAAGAAAAAUACUUAAAGGGGGCUGUGGAAGCAGGAGAAGAGAGGGAGAAAGUAUUGAAAUUGUGCCUAGUUUGGAUGCAAGCAGGGAUGGUGCACCCCGGCUGGCUUUGCCUGCUGCAGGCCUCCCUCCUCCUGCUGGCCAGAGCGCGGCAGAGCCGCGACCCCGCCGGCGCCUGCCCGCUCCGCGGAAAGCAAAGCGAGCUGAACUCCUUCCUAUGGACCAUCGAGAGAGAUCCCCCGUCUUACUUCUUUGGCACCAUCCAUGUCCCAUAUACACGUGUCUGGGAUUUUGUCCCAGAGAACUCCAAGAAGGCCUUUCAGCAGAGCCACACUGUGUACUUUGAGCUGGACCUCACUGACCCCUACACCAUCUCAGCUCUCACUAGCUGUCAGCUCCUGCCACAGGGGAGAAACCUUCAGGAUGUGCUGCCCCGUGACAUAUACCGCCGGCUCAAGCGGCACCUGGAGUAUGUCAAGCUCAUGAUGCCAUCUUGGAUGACCCCAGACCAGCAGGGUAAAGGGCUGUAUGCAGAUUACCUCUUCAAUGCCAUUGCUGGCAACUGGGAACAGAAGAGGCCAGUGUGGGUGAUGCUGAUGGUGAACUCUCUGACGGAGGUAGACAUCAAGUCACGAGGUGUGCCUGUCCUAGAUUUGUACCUGGCCCAGGAAGCGGAGCGGCUGGGGAAGCAAACAGGGGCUGUGGAGAAAGUAGAGGAGCAGUGCCACCCACUCAAUGGGCUGAACUUCUCCCAGGUGGUCUUUGCUUUGAAUCAGACUCUCUUGCAGCAGGAGAGCCUCCGAGCAGGCAGUUUCCAGAGCCCCUAUACGACAGAAGACCUUAUCAAGCAUUACAGCUGUGGGGACCUCAGCUCCAUCAUCUUCAACUAUGAUACUUCUCAAGUUCCAAAUUUCAUUAAUGCUACACUUCCAGCCCAUGAACUGAUUACUGCCCAAGAGAUAGACAGAUACUUCCGCCAGGAACUCAUCUACAAGCGGAAUGAGCGAAUGGGCAGGAGGGUGAAGGACCUGCUGGAAGAGUAUCCAGACAAGAGUUUCUUCUUUGCAUUUGGAGCUGGUCACUUCAUGGGCAACAACACAGUGAUUGAUGUUUUGAGGAGAGAAGGGUAUGAGGUAGAACACACUCCAGCUGGACAAGCCAUCAACAACAGAAAACCCCCAAAAAUCUUGGUAGCCUUUUCAUCGUCAUCACUGGCACACAGCUCCUCUGUCUCGUCUCAGGAUCUCCCGCUGCCACUGCACCCCCAGAAGGAGGAUAAAGAAGAGCUCUUGCCCCACCUGCUGCUCCCUUAUAGCAUCGAUGUGCUGGAGAAGGUAGACAGAAAGUAUAAAAAGAAGAAGCAGCAGAAGAAGCGAAGGCUGCGACAGUUUAAUGACCUCUGGGUUCGCCUUGAAGAAAGUGCUACUGAUCCUCCUCCCCAGAUCCGCAUCAUUAAUGGCUACAUCACAGUUGAGCCUCACCCGCAGGGCCACAGGCGGUCUAGUCACACUCAUGCAGACAGUGCCAGUGCUCACUGCCUUUCCUGUUCUCUCUGCCUCCCCCUACUGACUUCAACUUUGUUCGUGAUCAGACUGCAUUGAGACACAAGCAGGUUCACACUGCAGGACUCUCUCCUUAAAGAAUAAAAAGAAAUAAAUAGAAGAUUAUGUGAAAAAAAAAAAAAAAAACAACACAAAAAGAGAAGACUGAGUGGGACACCCACUCUUUGGGGCGAUUUUAAACUGCCUCCUUUUCCUGCAUCUGGAUCAUUAAUACUAUUAACUGGUUUGACCUGCCCAGUGCAGGAGAAGAUACUUUAAUCAAGGUGUUAUUUGUCCUUCUCUUGCAGAAGAAUGGUUUCAUGUUAUCCCAUAAUGCUCUGGGUAGAUGAUAAUGUUGCUAUAACAUAGCUGUUAACUGUAUGAGCCCAACUUAAUUAUACCCUUUUCACCUUUGGUGCCUUGAAAAAUUGUUUACAUACCAUCAACUUGUACAUUAGAAAAGGAAAAUUUGGUCAUCUAAACACAUCUGGGAAACAGAGGUUGGUAUUUUAUGUCUGUACUGGUAGGACUUUCACUUGUUGCAUGUUGUGGCUUCAGGUUACAUGUAGAGGUUCAUGACAACACCUUCUGCAAUAGAAUAAAGCACUAAAGACUUGUCAGAAGAAUGUUUCUACCCUCUGUUUGGUCCUGUUUUAACAUGGGUGCACUGGAACAUCCAGUGGUCAGACAAGUCUUUUAAGCAUAAACUAAUGUACAUUUAGGAAAAUAAGGUGUCUGAAGACCUUCACAAUCAUACUGUUGGAUGCCUUCAAAAUAAGGACUUCCCAACUGCUGAUUUGAGAAGAGCAGAUUCAGGUUUCUCCUCUUUCUACAUCAUAAAUAUAUUGUGAUUUUUUUCCAGUUAGAUUGACUUUUAGGGAGAAAGGUCUUUCUUUUCUUUUUCUGGAUGGGACAUCCUUGCAUGUUUUCAGCUGAUUUUCAAGGAAAUUCUCACAUAUUCUAAACAGUUUCAAAUUCUUCAGGAUCUACUUAGAAUGGACAUGGCAUUGAUUGUUGCAUGGCCAUGGCGAUGAAUGAUUCUGGUUUUGUCUGGUAUAGUUCAUCCAUGGGAGGUUUAGGAACCCAUGUGCUGAGCCAGGUACCUUGGAAAUAUAUCAGUCACCUGCACCCCUGAGUGUCAGAAUGUCCCACCACUUGCUACCUUAUGCACUGGUA